AUAAAUUGUGUGACUUUCCCCCACCCUGAUGUAAUGCCAGAGCAGCAGUUGCUGAAACCUUCAGAGUGGAGCUACUGUGAUUAUUUCUGGGCUGAUAAGAAGGAUUCGCAAGGGAACAAUACAGUGUCGGGAUUUGAAAUUCUUCUUCAAAAGCAACUUAAAGGGAAACAAAUGCAGAAAGAAAUGGCAGAGUUCAUUCGAGAAAGGAUAAAGAUUGAGGAGGAAUAUGCUAAGAACCUGUCCAAACUGUCUCAGAAUUCCUUGGCUGCUCAGGAAGAAGGCACACUAGGAGAGGCUUGGGCUCAACUAAAGAAGAGUCUAGCUGAUGAAGCAGAGGUUCAUCUCAAAUUUUCUUCUAAGCUUCAAAGCGAGGUAGAGAAACCCCUGCUCAACUUCAGAGAGAACUUUAAGAAAGACAUGAAGAAGUGUGACCACCAUAUUGCAGACUUACGGAAGCAUCUGGCCAGCCGCUACACAGCAGUUGAAAAGGCCCGGAAAGCCUUGACAGAGAGACAGAAGGAUCUGGAAAUGAAAACACAGCAGCUAGAGGUGAAGCUCAGCAACAAGACAGAAGAGGAGAUUAAGAAGGCGAGACGGAAGUCCACGCAGGCGG
Messenger RNA from Tauraco erythrolophus (red-crested turaco), 613 nucleotides. NCBI's taxonomy places the organism in Eukaryota, Metazoa, Chordata, Aves, Musophagiformes, Musophagidae. The record is from RefSeq and is a predicted model, not a curated record.